Ceutorhynchus assimilis (cabbage seed weevil) is the source of this 5129-nucleotide messenger RNA. Lineage: Eukaryota; Metazoa; Arthropoda; Insecta; Coleoptera; Curculionidae. The record is from the annotation of a GenBank genome assembly.
GGGCUCUAAAUUGGUGUGCCGAUAGACGAUAGAGGAAAAAAGCUUAUCCCUAACUGCUUUCGCAUGCGGGAGAACAAUCUUAGGGGGGGGGGGGGGGGAGAGAACAUAACCGCGGCACUGAUUAGGAAAACUACUAUUAGUAGAGAGACCAGCUCUCAUCCUUCAAGAAUUCGAGCAGUUCACUGCCCAGACAGGACUAGAAGAAAAACGUCGCCCCACUCGCUCCGCAUGUACAACCUGGUCCACCUAAAUUGAACAUUUGCGAACGCAAUCCUGAGCAUUAUGCAGGUAUUGACAAACUUUGUCCAUAUUGAAUAUGAACGGCGCCUUUGCUUUUUUUUUGUGUAAAUACCAAUUUGUUACAGGAAUGUAAGAAAACACCAUUUUUUUUUAACACGAUCUAACGACGUUAUGGAUUGCCGAGACUUUAAAGUUAUUACAUUUACUUGUAGAAAAUUUUGUCUACUUUAAUUUGGUAUGUUAUAUUUAUAGUUAAAAAACGCUUAGUUUUCGAGUUAUAAAUAGUUGAAAACCUGAAAAAAGUACCGGAAAUGUAAGGUUUUUUGCAAUUUUUCAUGUGAAGUCUGGCGUUGACAAACCUCAGAUUCGGAUUCAGCACCCCAAAAAAUAUAUAGAACCGGUAAGAAAAAAACUUCUACAUUUUUUUCCUGGAAGAAAUCCCUGCUUACUGAACUAUUAGGAGAUUCGUAAAAGUAGGGGAGAAAACCACGCGGUACAAUAUGGGCUUCGAGGAAAAAGCUAUAGUGACUUCCUUAGCAGUGAUUUUUUCCCAUACAUCUACAUAAGACGCUGGUUAGGCUGUGUGGCCUAUAGUCUUCUACUAGCUUUUUGCUAACCUUUUUGAAUAUAGGUAUAACAACUAUUUUUUCUCAAGGUUGUGGGAAAUCUCCUGUGGAUAUUAUGUCACUCAUAAGUGCUACCAGAGGUCCUUUUAGAGUGUGCAAACAAUUUCUAAGAAAUAUAGGAGAGAUCUUAUCAAGUCCCGUAGGGACCUAAUGGCGAUCUCUACCGUUUCUGUAGUAGGAUUCAAUUGGAAGUGUUUGUCUAAUAUCUGUAGGGCUGAGUUUAGUAAAAUCACUCUGGAAUUGCUAUGCAAAACACUCUGCAAUCUACUGGUCAGAUUCAAAUGGGACUAGAGUUGCUUUGUCAACCAUAAUACUGAAGUGAGUUUGGAGUUAAGGUUAGAGCUAACAUAGGAAAAGAACUGUUUGACGUUGUUCAACAGAUUUGAUUCAUAUUGUUUUCUUGCUGUGAGAGGUGGAAGUCAAUCAAGGCUCACGUGAGCAGGGAGCGAAGAAAAGGGUUCUCAUUUACAUCGGCGAGAAAAUGAUAAAAAUUGGAAGACUUAUAGAUACAGAACAUAAAAACGCAACAAAUGAAAACAACACCAAAGUUUCCUAAAUCUACCCAAUAAAACCAUCUUCCAAAGCAUCAAGGUCGAAAUCAAUCCCCUUACGAUGAACAACACAAAGCAAAGGGAUUCUUGUCCUCGUCCUUCGAAAUCCAAAUCACAUCGACCUCUCCAAAGAGUACCCGUACGAAAUGCCGGGUUCUGAUUGGUUGCGUGAAAGUAGUACCCGGCCAUACAGCUGAUCCUGCUCUCGUUGCCGAUAUAUUCAAAACGCGGGUACGCGCCUUAUAAAAUAUUAUUUUGAUUCCUGCUUAGCAUUAGAACCCGCGGUCCGGUACCACGCCAAUCAGUAGCUGCAUUAAUAAAAAAGACACGCCGGUUUGUUUACAAUAUCAAAAGUACUCUCUUUACUAGUUAAAUAAAAUUAAAUUAUUUUGCGGUGAAGAAGUGAGUGCAUUUGAGUUUGUUAGUUAGGACUCUUGAGUUUUGUCUUAUAUUUUUUUUUUCUGGUUUUCAAAUAGUGAUUUCUUGAUUGUUUUUGUGCUGAAAGACAAUUUUUGGUAUUUCACGAUUGUACUCGCUCCAAAUUCAAAAUGAAAGAUUAUAAUAUGUUAUGGAGAGGCUUCUUCGGAAGACGUUAUGAUGCUGUGAGCACUGGUGAUUCAUCAAAAAAACAAAAAGAAGCCGCACAAAAGAAAGUACAGAAAUAUAGGAAUCAUAAGUGUGUGGAACGAAGAAGAGCCUUGACUUACGCAUUAUUGGGAAUUGGAGCUCUUAUAUCAGGACUCUUUAUACAUUUGGUGGAUCCUUACACUCUACUUUACCAAUGGAAAAUCCAAUUUGGCCCAGGCGGUGAAAUAUUUGGUCUAUGGGAAAGACCUCCUGUCGAACUGUUCCUCAAAGUUUACCUCUGGAAUAUCACCAACAGUGAGGAGUAUAUGACUGGGAAAGCUGACAAGCUAAAAUUUGAAGAAGUUGGACCUUAUGUCUAUCGAGAGUUGAUGACGCACGAAAAUAUCACGUUUAACGACAAUGGUACUUUGACAUCGAUUCCCAAUCAUCCCCUUGUAUGGGAACCUCAUUUAUCAGGAGAAAGAAGGGAGGAUGAUCUAUUGAUUUUGCCGAAUAUUGCUUUGUUGAGUAUCGCAGAUGUAGUCUCAAAGCAAAACCUCUUCACCAGAUUGGGCCUAAACGUCAUCAUCAGACGAACCAACUCACAGCCAUUAGUUAAAAUGACAGCAAAAGAGUUCAUGUUCGGAUACAAAAGUGCGUUGAUGAACCUGGGAAACACUUUUAUGCCAUCCUGGAUCUACUUUGACAAGUUAGGAUUAAUUGAUAGGAUGUAUGAAUUCCGUGGAGAUUACGAAACCGUUUACACCGGCACUAAACAUGGACUCACCAACAUUGGGCUUAUAGACACUUACAAUGGAGAAAGUAAAAUUCCUCAAUGGGACAGUCCAUGCGGUGACAUUCAAGGUGCUUCUGACGCUACCAAGUUUCCUGGCUACAUUCAACCCAAUGAUACUUUGGUGUUUUAUAGGAAGAGUAUGUGUAGAGCAAAAACUUUGGUUCAUGUUAAUGAUACAGUAAAAGAUGGAUUCAAAGCUUAUGUCUACCACUUUGCUGAUGACGAAGACGACAAUGGCCGUAUUCAUGAAAAAAAUCGUUGCUUUUGCAAAGAAUCAAACAUUGACCAAUGCAAACCCAGAGGCUUAUUGGACGUCCGAGGAUGUUACUAUGGUUUUCCCAUUGCGCUUAGCUACCCUCAUUUCCUCGACGCUGAUAAAGUUUUGUUUGAUAAAGUAGAAAGUGGGUUGAAUCCUGAUCCGGAAAAGCAUCGCAGCGAGUUUGUUAUCGAACCCAAGUCUGGAAUGCCUGUGAAUGUAGCUGUUAGAAUGCAAAUCAAUAUGGCUCUAGGAAACAUACAAAAUAUUGCUAAUUCUGAAAAGUUUAGCAAUAUAGUCUUGCCGAUGUUGUGGAUGGAAAUUGGAAUGUACGGUCUACCAACUUCCCUUAAGAUACGGUUUAAGCUCUACCUAGAAAUUGUCCCUACAGCUCAAGAAUGCUUAAAAUAUGCCCUUCUUAUCAUUGCUCCACUAGCACUCAUCUACUCAGUGCAUAAACUUAUAUGCUCCAGGGGGUCAUCAGCGCAAGAAAACGACUGUCCAUGGAUAGAAGACGCCUUUGUACUUAAUAUUGACAGAAAACUGUCAAGCUACAUUCCAGAGAAACGGCCUAGCUUGACUCAUAAAGAAUUUGAUGCUUAUAUGAAUACUUUUCUUGCACCGGUGCAUCAUCAUGUUAUAGAUCGGCCUAUGGCUACCUUUAUUCGAGAAGAUGAUUAGUACGUAAUUUGGCAAUUAUUUAUGAAUUGCCAUAAAUAUUAUGUGACCUCAAUGGCGUAAAUGAACAAUUAAUUAUUGCAGUAGGAUUUUAGAAAUUUUAAACAAAGACAAUUUUGUCACAAAAAAGUUGAUCAUUUCUGUCUCGUUUGUGUGAUUUAUUAUUUUUUAAUAUUUAUUAUCGUUUUUAAGGUUUUUAGGUAAGUCAAAAUUGCAAGACAAAUUUUAAUGAAACUUUUUUUCACUUAUUUGUCUUGUGAACGUGUCUUAUUUUGACAUUAACAGGGACUAGAAAGCUCCUUUAGCUUGCCAUAAAAAGAAACUUAGUCCCUGCAUAAUGCCAAUAACUAUUAGUUUAGAAGGUAGGAACUCUAGAGCACGUUUUAGUGACUCAAAUGCUCAGUUUUUUCACUUGAUUAAAGUGAUGAUAUUUAUUAUAAAAAUUUAGUUGGAAAAAUUAAUUUAUUUAAGAUCUAAAUUCUCAACUCUUUGAACAAAAUCUUGCCAACUAAUUGAUAUUUUUUAGCAAUACAUGUUAAGAUUAGUUUUAUAAAAAAAAGUGCUUCAAAACAAUGUGAUAAAAUAGUUAUUUAAUUCUCUUUGCUAUUUAAAAUGCUUGACGUAGGUAUGCUGUUUUUAAUAAAAGCCAGAUUAGUUAACAAAAAUUAUGCUCUCGGCAAACAUACAUUAUCUUUUUAGGUAAAAUCUGGCAUUAGACAUAAAAAAAAAUUAUUUAGGACUCCAAUGGUCAGUUUCUUAGUGCAAUAAAAUUUUAAUUUAAGUAAGUUUUUGAUAAGUUAAAAUUUAAAUAAUAGGAUCUCAUCUUGUAGAUUUUAUUUUCACAAAUUAGAUGGUCCCAGUUUAUUAAGGGUUUUAUUAGGUACGUUUCUGUAGAUUUGUUGUACAUUAUUUUUAUAAAGCCUAUUUUUAUAUAAAAUUUGAAAAUAAAAUUCUUGUUUUAUUUUUGAUCCAUUCAAAGCAAAUUCAUUGCAAAAUCAAAUGAGAGUUAUAAAAGAAAAAAACGUUAAUGGAAUUAAAUACUAUCUUUAAUACUUGUGAUGAAAAAUAAAUAAAAAAAUAAAUAAAAAUCAAAUACAUAUUGCUUCAUCAUACCAUAAUACCAUCAGAUGCAGCUAUCAAUAAAUAACUCUUCUUCGAAGGUCUUUCUAUGGGCGCAUCACUCUCCACAUUAUGCGUAUUCCUCAAAUGCUGCUUCACAUAAGAUUUGUCAUUAAACUUCUUAUCGCACAUGGGACAAUCAAAAGGCUUUUCCCCAGAAUGUGUGUAUAAAUGCCUGACCAGCUUAUUUUUCGCAUAAAAAGCUUUGGGGCAAAGCUGACAAGCAUAGUUGCGUUCACGAAUUGGCACUUUCACUUUACCGACGCCUAUUCCAUGAAUUUUUGCCAUGUGAACCU